Messenger RNA from Sclerotinia borealis F-4128, 1644 nucleotides. NCBI's taxonomy places the organism in Eukaryota, Fungi, Ascomycota, Leotiomycetes, Helotiales, Sclerotiniaceae. The record is from the annotation of a GenBank genome assembly.
AUGCGUUACGCUAUGAUUUCCUUACGCCGAAUUAUACUGGGAAUUGUCCUGGUCUAUGUGACUUGGUUCGGAGCCACUUCACUACACCAAUAUCUAGAUCCGAAUACACAUAUAUCAGAGGAAAUGAGAGAGGAUGCGCAUUGGAUCGCAACAUCAAAACACUUUUUAGAUAGGCAAGCAUGUAGAUGGCUUGGUCUUUGUGGGCUUGCUCACUACCAUUCCGAUCCUGCUUGGAAAAGACGAUUGAAUAAGGUUACAAGGGACCAGAAAGUCAUGGCAGAUGAUGGCUUCGAUGCAGAUUGGGUAGAAUGGGACGAUGCCUACAAGAAUGCACCAAAAAUGCGCCCGGAUGAUUGGUAUGGCGAUGAAAGAGUGUUGAACGAAGUUCCAAAAUAUGUUCUUGACCACGCACCUCUCGUACAUCUGUAUUCUGGCGAAAAGUUCUGGCCCGCGGACAUUAAGGAUCAUUUGCAACAUGUUACUCCUUACGAAAACCAUACAUCAUUACAUAUGAAUACUUCCGAGCCUACGCUACACAAUUUACAUCUACUGAACGAAGGACGCAGAGGUCGAGUCUUAUUCAUGCAAAGCAAAGACGAUGUUGAAGAUAGACCAACGUGGCUUGGGAGUGCCUACAACAAACCUAUACCAUAUGAAGAUGAAAUCAAAAUUGAGGAGGAUUGGGAAGUAGCAGAAGAAGAAGAAGAAGAGGAAGAAGUGAAGGAGUUCAUCGAAACCAAAGAGGAUGGCCAGGAAGCCUGGGACGAUGCGAGUGAUGAAGAUAGAAUUAAGAUUGCCGCACCAUUAGAACCAUCUUUUCGCGCACAACCUCAAAUCACAGGACAGCGUCGACGUGAUUUGAAGAAACGUGGAGAUUCUUCGGGAAAGCCAGAUCAAUCGGGAUAUUCUCCAGCUCCGGCGACAUUGAUCAUUGUGGACAAAGGACAUGGUAUCGUUGAUGCGUUCUGGUUUUACUUCUAUUCUUACAAUCUUGGCACGACUGUUAUGAAAAUGCGGUUCGGAAAUCAUAUUGGUGAUUGGGAACAUUCUUUGAUUCGUUUUCACAACGGUGAACCCAAAGCCGUGUUUUUUUCUGCCCAUUUUGGUGGACUAGGAUAUCAUUACAAAGCAGUCGAAAAGGGCCAUGGUCCAGGAAGAGAAGGAAGACCAGUGAUAUAUAGCGCUGUAGGAUCCCACGCAAUGUAUGCUACUCCCGGCACCCAUCCAUACGUUUUACCAUUCAAAAUUCUUGCGGACGUCACCGACAAAGGCCCAAUCUGGGACCCCGCUCUCAAUCACCGAGCUUAUUUCUUUAAUACUUCUCUUACCCAUGAUGUCGAUGCAAGAUUCGCAACCUCCAACUUCCCGGUCCAAACUAUGGUCGAUUCUUUCCAACCCGCGGCUCAAAAUCCCGAUGCGCCUACUGGUUGGUUUUGGUUCAAUGGACAUUGGGGUGAUAAAUUCUACGAGUUGUCCGAUUGGAGACAGUGGAGAUUCGUGGGGCAGUAUCAUUAUGUGAAUGGACCCUUAGGACCGAAAUUCAAGAACUUGGGGAGGAGUAGGGUUUGUCAGUCUGGGACGACAUGUAUAUUGGUGGAUAGUCUAGAGAAGGGGAAACAUAGGAGUUGGGUUGGGAAGAAAUGA